Trifolium pratense (red clover) is the source of this 704-nucleotide messenger RNA. RefSeq lists its product as uncharacterized. The record is from RefSeq and is a predicted model, not a curated record. The coding region runs from base 131 to 556 and encodes 141 amino acids. The transcript has 2 exons. Lineage: Eukaryota; Viridiplantae; Streptophyta; Magnoliopsida; Fabales; Fabaceae.
UUUCAAUUCCAAUAAUAACAAUAAUCAUUUCACACUGAAUUCCCACAACGGUUCCAUCUAUCUAUCUUCAUAAAACCAUCAAAUCAAAUCAUCAUAUUCACAUUUUCCUUACCUUACUCUGUCUGCAAUAAUGGAAACUACUGUUACAUUUACAACUACUUCUGCUUCUGCUGCUACUAUCACUGAUGCUGCUAAGGUUCAAAGAGUUACCAAGAAAUCUUCUGAUGAGUUACUUAGGAAGUUUGCUGAAGUUGGUACCGACGACAAGAAAGAGUUACGUCUUAUCAAACGCCGUAAGAAGAAGAUUAAGGAAAAUCAAUCCGAGAGCAUUUCAAAUGGCGCCACCGCCGUGGUGGAAAGGAGGUCGCUUUUGCCGGCUACUGUCAGCCGGAAGUCUGCUUUGCUUAGGCAGCUCAGAGUUAGAGAUAACAGAAACAAGUCAUCACUCUUUGGAACAAUUCACAAGACAUGGCGUAGAACUGUAGAAGGUGCUUCUAGAGUUUUCAUGGAAAAGCAUUAUCAUAGUCAUAAGCGUUUGAUUAAUGAUAUUGUUUAGGUUCUUCUGAUAUGAUAUCAGUGCUUGAAUAAUUUACAAGUUAUGUUAUGCAAAUUCAUCAUUAGAUGAAAGAAAGGCUCACUCACAUUAUGUAUAUUGCAGUACUAUUAGUUUAAUUCAAUUAUUAUCAUUAUGUUCCCUUUUUUCA